Molecule: messenger RNA, 2293 nt
Organism: Coregonus sp. 'balchen'
Lineage: Eukaryota; Metazoa; Chordata; Actinopteri; Salmoniformes; Salmonidae
Source: the annotation of a GenBank genome assembly
AUGCGUCUUCACACAGCGAAGGCUCUGUCACUUUGGACCAGCUCUGCCACCUUGGUCCAGUUCUGCCUCCUUGGACCAGCUCUGUCACCUUGGACCAGCUCUGUCACCUUGGACCAUCUCUGUCACCUUGGACCAUCUCUGCCACCUUGGACCAGCUCUGCCACCUUGGACCAGCUCUGCCACCUUGCACUAUCUCUGACACCUUGGACCAGCUCUGUCACCUUGCACUAUCUCUGACACCUUGGACCAGCUCUGUCACCUUGGACCAGCUCUAUCCCCUUGGACCAGUUACCUUGGACCAGCUCUGCCACCAUGGACCAGCUCUGCCACCUUGCACUAUCUCUGACACCUUGGACCAGCUCUGUCACCUUGCACUAUCUCUGUCACCUUGGACCUGCUCUGUCACCUUGGACCCGCUCUGUAACCUUGGACCAGCUCUGUCACCUUGGACCAGCUCUGCCACCUUGGACCAGCUCUGACACCUUGGACCAGCUCUGCCACCUUGGACCAGCUCUGUCACCUUGGACCAGCUCUGCCACCAUGGACCAGCUCUGUCACCUUGGACCAGCUCUGCCACCUUGGACCAGCUCUGUCACCUUGGACCAGCUCUGCCACCAUGGACCAGCUCUGUCACCUUGGACCAGCUCUGUCACCUUGGACCAUCUCUGUCACCUUGGACCAGCUCUGCCACCUUGGACCAGCUCUGCCACCAUGGACCAGCUCUGCCACCAUGGACCAGCUCUGUCACCUUGGACCAACUCUGUCACCUUGGACCAGUUACCUUGGACCAGCUCUGUCACCUUGGACCAGCACUGCCACCUUGGACCAGCACUGUCACCUUGGACCAGCUCUGUCCCCUUGGACCAGUUACCUUGGACCAGCUCUGUCCCCUUGGACCAGCUCUGUCACCUUGGACCAGCUCUGUCACCUUGGACCAGCUCUGUCACCUUGGACCAGCUCUGUCACCUUGGACCAGCUCUGCCACCAUGGACCAGCUCUGCCACCUUGCACUAUCUCUGACACCUUGGACCAGCUCUGUCACCUUGCACUAUCUCUGUCACCUUGGACCAGCUCUGUCACCUUGGACCAGCUCUGUCACCUUGGACCAGCUCUGCCACCUUGGACCAGUUACCUUGGACCAGCUCUGACACCUUGGACCAGCUCUGCCACCUUGGACCAGUUACCUUGGACCAGCACUGUCACCUUGGACCAGCUCUGUCACCUUGGACCAGCUCUGUCCCCUUGGACCAGUUACCUUGGACCAGCUCUGUCACCUUGGACCAGCUCUGUCACCUUGGACCAGUUACCUUGGACCAGCUCUGUCACCUUGGACCAGCACUGUCACCUUGGACCAGCUCUGUCCCCUUGGACCAGUUACCUGGGACCCGCUCUGACACCUUGGACCAGCUCUGUCACCUUGGACCAUCUCUGUCACCUUGGACCAGCUCUGUCACCUUGGACCAGCUCUGUCACCUUGGACCAGUUACCUUGGACCAGCUCUGUCACCUUGGACCAGCACUGUCACCUUGGACCAGCUCUGUCACCUUGGACCCGCUCUGUCACCUUGGACCAGCUCUGUCACCUUGGACCAUCUCUGUCACCUUGGACAAGCUCUGUCACCUUGGACCAUCUCUGUCACCUUGGACCAGCUCUGUCACCUUGGACCAGCUCUGUCACCUUGGACCAUCUCUGUCACCUUGGACCAUCUCUGUCACCUUGGACCAUCUCUGUCACCUUGGACCAGUUACCUUGGACCAGCUCUGUCCCCUUGGACCAGUUACCUGGGACCCGCUCUCUCACCUUGGACCAGCUCUGUCACCUUGGACCAGCUCUGUCACCUUGGACCAGCUCUGUCACCUUGGACCAGCUCUGUCACCUUGGACCAGCUCUGUCACCUUGGACCAUCUCUGUCACCUUGGACCAGCUCUGUCACCUUGGACCAGCUCUGUCACCUUGGACCAGCUCUGUCACCUUGGACCAUCUCUGUCACCUUGGACCAGCUCUGUCACCUUGGACCAGUUACCUGGGACCCGCUCUGUCACCUUGGACCAGCUCUGUCACCUUGGACCAUCUCUGUCCCCUUGGACCAGCUCUGUCCCCUUGGACCAGUUACCUUGGACCAGCUCUGUCACCUUGGACCAGCUCUGUCACCUUGGACCAGCUCUGUCACCUUGGACCAGCUCUGUCCCCUUGGACCAGCUCUGUCACCUUGGACCAGCUCUGUCACCUUGGACCAGUCACCUGGGACCCGCUCAGGAGCCAGCUGCACACAGACACCUCCCCUGUGCUGUAA